Nicotiana tabacum (common tobacco) is the source of this 468-nucleotide messenger RNA. Lineage: Eukaryota; Viridiplantae; Streptophyta; Magnoliopsida; Solanales; Solanaceae. The record is from RefSeq and is a predicted model, not a curated record.
AUGAUAGAGUGGUGGCAACCGGAGACGCACACAUUUCAUCUACCCAUCUGCGAGGCUACUAUCACGCUUGAGGACGUGGAGGUUCUUUUCGGGCUGCAUGUUGAUGGUAUACCUGUAGCUUACCCGCAUGCUCUUAGAGAAUAUAGGGGAGUGGAUUACCUUCAUAUGUUGCAUCGGCUCACCAGUUUCCAGCUAGCGGAGCCGACUACAUCGAGUGGGGCCAGUCGAUUGCAACUGACGCCUAUUCAGCAACAUCUGGUGGCGAUGGACGCGGAGAUUACAAAUGAUUCACUGCCAGAGGAUAUAGACCGACACAUGAAACUAUUGCUGCUGCCGAUGUUUGGUGGUAUACUGUUCUCGAACACUUCGGAAAACCUAGUCAACUUGAUAUUUCUACAUCAUUUGGAGUGGCUAGAUGAUUUAUCUAGUUACAACUGGGGUGCAGCUGAUCUAGGUUACAUCAUAUAG